GUGCAGCGGUUCAGUUUCGGAGCGUACCCCCCUUUUCUUUUACUCAGUUAGACCCUUCCUGUUGGUCCAUCCGGCCAAUAGCAGCAGCUCAUACUCAAAUCCUUCUUCUGCCGCUAAAAUCAAACUCGCGCCAACUGUUGCCCUGUCCAGCUGCAUAUGUGUGUGUGGAUGAAAGUAACAGGAGAGAACUUCACAGUCGGUGUGGCUCAAAUCAGCAGCUGAAAAUGGGAAUCUCUGGACUGCUGCAGUUCAUCAAAGAUGCUUCAGAGCCCAUCAACGUGAAAAAAUACAAAGGCCAGACUGUGGCUGUGGACACAUACUGUUGGUUACAUAAAGGAGCAUUUGCAUGUGCUGAGAAGCUCGCUAAAGGAGAACCAACUGAUCAGUAUGUCUGGUACUGCAUGAAAUUUGUGGAAAUGCUGUUGACCUUCAGUGUCAAACCAAUUCUGGUGUUUGAUGGACGAAAUCUGCCUUCAAAACGAGAAGUGGAAAAGGCUCGCAGGGAGCGCAGAGAAGGCAACCUUCAGAAAGGCCGACAGCUACUACGUGAAGGCAAACUGUCUGAGGCCAGAGACUGUUUUACCCGCUGUGUUAACAUCACCCCAGCCAUGGCUCAUAACCUUAUUAAGGUUGCAAGGGCGAGAGGAGUGGACUGUGUUGUGGCUCCAUAUGAAGCUGAUGCUCAGUAAGCUUACCUCACUAAAUCUGGUUUGGCCCAGGCUGUCAUCACAGAGGACUCGGACCUGCUGGCAUUCGGCUGCAAAAAGGUGAUCCUCAAAAUGGACAAGCAGGGCAACGCCCUGGAGAUAGACCAAAGCAACAUGGGCCGAUGUCGCUCUCUGGGGAACGUGUUCACGGAGGAGAAGUUUCGCCACAUGUGCAUCCUCUCUGGAUGCGACUAUCUGGCCUCCCUACAUGGCAUCGGCCUAGGCAAGGCCUGCAAACUGCUGAAACUGGCCAAAGACCCUGAUAUCCUCAAGGUGAUCAGAAAGAUGGGCCAGUAUCUGAAGAUGAAUCUAGUUGUCCCUGAACACUACAUCGAGGGAUUCAUCAGAGCCGAUAACACUUUCCUCUACCAGCUGGUGUUUGAUCCCGUCAGGAGGAAGAUUGUACCCCUCAACCCGUACCCAGAGCACAUCGACCCGGCCACCCUCAGCUACGCCGGACUUAAUGUAGGAGAUGACAAAGGCUUGCAGAUGGCCUUGGGAAACCUUGACAUCAACACCAUGGAAAGGAUAGAUGACUACAGCCCCGACAAACCCAUUCCACAGCUUUCUAAACCCCGCAGUCGCAGCUUCAACUACUCAUCAGCCCUCUCUGGGCCCAGUAUCUGGAGUGGAGGCUUAAAGAAGCCAGCAGCAGUUCCCCCGGCCCGGUCUGCUGCCUCUCCAGACAGGCUUCCCUCCACCAGGGGGAAGGAAAGAAUCAUCAGCCUGGGCGCUCUGAGGCUGUCCUGUGGAGAGCUGCAGGUGAAGAGACCAAGAGAAGACUCUCGUGUAUCAGACCAGGAUGUGCUGCAGCAGUACUCGUCUCCCAGUCACAAGCGAUCCAGGUCGGAACGCCAUCCAGACAAGCCCACAUUAAACAGUCAGCCCCGGCCACGCAACCGCUUCGCCACCCUGCUGCAGAGGAGGAACCAGGAAGCUGUGGAGGAUGGCCAGGCCACAUGCAGCAGAUUCUUCAGCAGUUCCAGCCCAGCAGCCAGUCUGAGCACUAAGGAGGCUGCUCGGGAGGAUUUACCUCAGGAUGCGGAGCCCGGAGCUGCGAGUCUCACUCUGGACGAUUCUCCCAGCACCCAAAACAAUGACGGCGAAGGACCCGACAUUCCAUCCGUGGACACCCCCAGCCCGCCUCCGUCCCCUAGCACCACAUCUCCCAGUUCUGCCAGUCAGGGCCUCAGGCUGUUUCACUGGGCAGGCAACUCCCCUACGACUGAACAAUCGAGAACGGCUACGUCCACUUCAGGCCUGAGCGCCCUGCAGCAGUUUCAGUAUAAGAAGGAGAGUUGUUCCUCAUCGUCAAAGACCUGCAGACCCCCUGGAGACAUGUCACCCCCAUGUCAGUCAUCCACUGAUGGAAAGCCAGGGGAAAAAGAUGAUGUCCCAGAUUCCCCUCCCUCCCAGGACAGCGCCUACUUCUCCUCCCAGUCCCAGCCUUACCACACUUCCUGCCACAAAGAGGAAGUCCUCACCUACAGCUUCCCCUCCUCCUACCAGGAGGAUGUUGCAUCUGAAAUGAAUUCAAGCAAAGAUUCUGAACCAGAGCAGAGUCCCACACACUCAACAGAAGGAGAUAAGAAACCUGGCACGCUGAGAUCUAAGGUUUCAGGUCUGUCGAAGCCGAAGUCCAGCAGCCAGUGUCGAGCAGCAAAGCUGCCAUCAUUGGGCCCCGCCAGGGCCAGCGGGCUGAGGAAAAAGUCUGCGGGUUCUGCGAAGAAAACCUCUACCUCCAAUACUGAGAACAACCCCGGUGUCCAGGCCACCAUCAGCAGCCUUUGGAAGAGCUUCAGCUUCAAAAAAGAUUCCCAGAAGAUGAGUUUCUGUAAGAAAGGAGAGCCCAUGUCUCCCGUCAAAGACAACCUGCCGGCCAGCUCACCUCCGACGGACAUGAACUUAAUCACCAGCUUCUGAGGGAUGCUUUGAAUGUUUCACGCGGUGCUGAACGCCGCUCUGCGUGGGACUGAAGCUUUUAAUCAUACCAUGUAUGAUCAUGAUUUCUCAUUUUUCUUAAUGUAUAGUUUUUUUAAAUAAAACCUUUUGAUGCAAAUGUA
Sebastes umbrosus (honeycomb rockfish) is the source of this 2770-nucleotide messenger RNA. RefSeq names its product exonuclease 1 (gene exo1). The transcript is spliced from 14 exons. Gene Ontology annotation, cellular component: nucleus. The record is from RefSeq and is a predicted model, not a curated record. Gene Ontology annotation, biological process: DNA recombination; mismatch repair. NCBI's taxonomy places the organism in Eukaryota, Metazoa, Chordata, Actinopteri, Perciformes, Sebastidae. Gene Ontology annotation, molecular function: metal ion binding; DNA binding; 5'-flap endonuclease activity.